Molecule: messenger RNA, 7247 nt
Organism: Enhydra lutris kenyoni (northern sea otter)
Lineage: Eukaryota; Metazoa; Chordata; Mammalia; Carnivora; Mustelidae
Gene: AGL
Product: amylo-alpha-1, 6-glucosidase, 4-alpha-glucanotransferase
Exons: 34
Coding region: 270-4871 (1533 amino acids)
Biological process (GO): glycogen biosynthetic process; glycogen catabolic process
Molecular function (GO): amylo-alpha-1,6-glucosidase activity; 4-alpha-glucanotransferase activity
Source: RefSeq, a predicted model, not a curated record
GCUUUCCAAAACGUAUUGCUUUCCUCUGAGAAUGAUUUAGUUUUGUGUUUUGUUUUAAUUGUAAGAAUCUAUAAUACAGUAGUUUUGCUUCGUUCCUAUUGUGCUCGAAGGGUGGAAACAACUAUUAAUUUGCCUUCUCAGGUCUUAUUUAUAAAAUUCAUUCUUUCUCUUGGCUCUGCUAGGGUUAAAACACAUUUAGAACAUGGGUAACUCAUUCGAUUUCGGAGUUCUUUUAAUUCUGAAAGAUUUGAAGUCUUCUAGAAGCCAAAAUGGGACACAGUAAACAGGUUAGAAUUCUACUUCUGAACGAAAUGGAAAAGCUGGAAAAGACCCUCUUCAGACUUGAACAAGGGUUCGAACUACAGUUCCGAUUAGGCCCCACUUUACAGGGAAAAGCAGUUACUGUGUAUACAAAUUACCCAUUUCCUGGAGAAGCAUUUAAUCGAGAAAAAUUCCGUUCCCUGGAAUGGGAAAAUCCAACAGAGAGAGAAGAUGAUUCUGAUAAAUACUGUAAACUUAAUCUUCAGCAAGCUGGAUCAUUUCAGUAUUACUUUCUUCAAGGAAAUGAGAAAAGUGGUGGCGGUUACAUAGUUGUGGAUCCUGUUUUACAUGUUGGUGCUGAUAAUCAUGUGUUACCCUUGGACUGUGUUACGCUCCAGACAUUUUUAGCCAAAUGUCUGGGACCUUUUGAUGAAUGGGAAAGCAGACUUAGGGUUGCAAAAGAAUCAGGUUACAACAUGAUUCAUUUUACCCCAUUACAGACUCUUGGACUAUCUAGAUCAUGCUACUCCCUUGCCAACCAGUUAGAAUUAAAUCCUGACUUUUCAAGACCUAAUAAAAAGUAUACCUGGAAUGAUGUUGGACAACUAGUGGAAAAAUUGAAAAAGGAAUGGAAUAUUCUUUGUAUUACUGAUGUUGUCUACAACCAUACUGCUGCUAAUAGUAGAUGGAUCCAAGAACAUCCAGAAUGUGCAUAUAAUCUUGUAAAUUCUCCACACUUAAAGCCUGCCUGGGUCUUAGACAGAGCACUGUGGCAUUUAUCCUGUGACGUUGCAGAAGGGAAAUACAAAGAAAAAGGAGUACCGGCUUUGAUUGAAAAUGAUCAUCAAAUGAAUUGCAUUCGAAAAGUAAUUUGGGAAGAUAUUUUUCCAAAGACUCAGCUCUGGGAAUUUUUCCAAGUAGAUGUUUACAAAGCAGUUGAGCAAUUUAGAGGACUUCUUACACAAGGAAAUAGGAAAAUAACAACCCAGCCUGAUCCAAAGGAACACCUUAAGAUUAUUCAGGAUCCUGAAUACAGAAGGCUUGGCUGUACUGUAGAUAUGAACAUUGCACUAGCAACUUUCAUACCACAUGACAAGGGCCCAGCUGCAAUUGAUGAAUGCUGUAAUUGGUUCCGUAAGAGAAUUGAGGAGUUAAAUUCAGAGAAGCAUCAACUCAUGAACUAUCAUCAGGAACAGGUGGUUAAUUGCCUUUUGGGAAAUGUGUUUUAUGAACGACUGGCUGGCCAUGGCCCUAAAUUAGGACCUGUCACUAGAAAACAUCCUCUAGUUACCAGGUAUUUUACGUUCCCAUAUGAAGAAAUGACCCUCUCCGCAGAAGAAUCUAUGAUUCAUAACCCAAAUAAAGCUUGUUUUCUGAUGGUGCAUAAUGGAUGGGUAAUGGGAGAUGAUCCCCUUCGAAACUUUGCUGAACCGGGCUCAGAAGUUUAUCUAAGGAGAGAACUUAUUUGCUGGGGAGACAGUGUUAAAUUACGCUAUGGGAAUAAACCAGAGGACUGUCCUUUUCUCUGGGCACACAUGAAAAAAUACACUGAAAUAACUGCAACUUACUUCCAAGGAGUGCGUCUUGAUAACUGCCACUCAACUCCUCUUCAUGUAGCUGAGUACAUGUUGGAUGCUGCUAGGAAAUUGCAACCCAAUUUGUAUGUAGUAGCCGAACUGUUCACAGGAAGCGAAGACCUGGACAAUAUCUUCGUUACUAGACUGGGCAUUAGUUCCCUAAUAAGAGAGGCAAUGAGUGCAUAUAAUAGCCAUGAAGAGGGCAGACUGGUUUACAGAUACGGAGGAGAACCUGUUGGAUCCUUUGUUCAGCCCUGUUUGAGGCCGUUAAUGCCAGCUAUUGCACAUGCCCUGUUUAUGGAUAUUACCCACGAUAACGAGUGUCCCAUUGUGCAUAGGUCAGAAUAUGAUGCUCUGCCAAGUACCACGAUUGUUUCCAUGGCGUGUUGUGCUAGUGGAAGUACUAAAGGCUAUGAUGAAUUAGUGCCUCAUCAGAUUUCAGUGGUUUCUGAAGAACGAUUUUAUACGAAGUGGAAUCCUGGAGCAUCUCCAUCAGAUAAAGGUGAAGUUAGUUUCCAAAGUGGAAUUAUUGCAGCCAGAUGUGCUAUCAAUAAACUUCAUCAAGAGCUUGGGGCCAAGGGUUUCAUUCAGGUAUAUGUGGAUCAGGUUGAUGAAGACAUAGUGGCAGUAACAAGACAUUCACCCAGCAUUCAUCAGUCUGUUGUAUCUGUGUCUAGAACUGCUUUCAGGAAUCCUAAGACUUCAUUUUACAGCAAAGAAGUGCCUCAAAUGUGCAUCCCUGGCAAAAUUGAAGAAGUAGUUCUUGAAGCCAGAACUGUUGAGAGAAAUACAAAACCUUAUCAGAAGGAUGAGCAUGCGAUCAAUGGAAUGCCAAACAUCACAGUAGAAAUUAGAGAACAUAUUCAGCUUAGUGAAAGUAAAAUUGUUAAACAAGCUGGAGUUGCCACAAAAGGACCCAAUGAAUAUAUUCAAGAAAUAGAAUUUGAAAAUUUGUCUCCAGGAAGUGUUAUUAUAUUCAGAGUUAGUCUUGAUCCACAUGCACAAGUUGCUGUUGGAAUUCUUCGAAAUCAUCUGACUCAGUUCAGUCCUCACUUUAAAUCUGGGAGCCUUGCUGUUGACAACUCAGAUCCUAUAUUAAAAACUCCUUUUGCUUUCAUUGCCUCAAAAUUAACUUUGGCUGAGCUGAAUCAGGUACUUUACCGAUGUGAAGCUGAAGAAAAAGAGGAUGGUGGAGGCUGUUAUGACAUACCAAACUGGUCAUCUCUUAAAUAUGCAGGUCUUCAAGGAUUAAUGUCCGUCUUGGCAGAAAUAAGACCAAAGAAUGACUUGGGACAUCCCUUUUGUGAUAAUUUGAGAUCUGGAGAUUGGAUGAUUGAUUAUGUCAGUAACCGACUUAUUUCACGAUCAGGAACUAUUGCUGAAGUUGGUAAAUGGUUGCAGGCUAUGUUCUUCUACCUGAAGCAGAUCCCACGUUAUCUCAUCCCAUGUUACUUCGAUGCUAUAUUAAUUGGUGCAUACACCACUCUUCUGGAUAUAGCAUGGAAGCAGAUGUCAAGCUUUGUUCAGAAUGGCUCUACCUUUGUGAAACACCUUUCCCUGGGAUCAGUGCAGAUGUGUGGAGUAGGAAAGUGCCCUUCUCUGCCACUUCUUUCACCUUCACUUAUGGAUGUACCAUACAGGCUAAAUGAGAUCACAAAAGAAAAGGAGCAGUGUUGUGUGUCUCUAGCUGCAGGCUUACCUCAUUUUUCUUCUGGUAUUUUCCGCUGCUGGGGAAGGGAUACUUUUAUUGCACUGAGAGGUCUACUGCUGAUUACUGGACGCUACGUAGAGGCCAGGAAUAUUAUUUUAGCAUUUGCUGGUACUCUGAGACACGGUCUCAUUCCUAAUCUCCUGGGUGAAGGAACUUAUGCCAGAUACAAUUGCCGGGAUGCUGUGUGGUGGUGGCUACAGUGUAUUCAGGAUUACUGUAAAAUGGUUCCAAAUGGCCUAGACAUUCUCAAGUGCCCAGUUUCCAGAAUGUAUCCUACAGAUGAUUCUGUUCCUUUGUCUGCCGGCACACUGGAUCAACCAUUGUUUGAAGUAAUACAGGAAGUAAUGCAGAGACACAUGCAGGGCAUACAAUUCCGAGAAAGGAAUGCUGGUCCACAGAUAGAUCGAAACAUGAAGGAUGAAGGCUUUAAUAUAACCGCAGGGGUUGACGAAGAAACAGGAUUUGUUUAUGGAGGAAAUCGCUUAAAUUGUGGCACCUGGAUGGAUAAAAUGGGAGAAAGUGACAGAGCUAGAAACAGAGGCAUCCCUGCCACUCCAAGAGAUGGGUCUGCUGUGGAAAUUGUGGGCCUGAGUAAAUCUGCUGUCCAUUGGUUGCUGGAAUUAUCCAAAAAAAGAAUUUUCCCUUUUCAUGAAGUCACAGUAAAAAAGCAUGGAAAGGUUGUGACAGUCUCCUAUGAGGAGUGGGACAGAAAAAUACAAGCCAACUUCGAAAAGUUGUUUCAUGUAUCAGAAGACCCUUCAGAUUCUAAUGAAAAGCAUCCUAAUCUGGUUCACAAACGUGGAAUAUACAAAGAUAGUUAUGGAGCUUCAAGCCCUUGGUGUGACUAUCAACUCAGGCCUAAUUUUACCAUAGCAAUGGUUGUAGCCCCUGAGCUCUUUACUGCAGAAAAAGCAUGGAAAGCUCUGGAGAUUGCAGAAAAAAAAUUGCUUGGUCCCCUUGGCAUGAAAACUUUGGAUCCAGAUGAUAUGGUUUACUGUGGAAUUUAUGACAAUGCCUUAGACAAUGACAACUACAAUCUUGCUAAAGGUUUCAAUUAUCACCAAGGACCUGAGUGGCUGUGGCCUGUUGGGUAUUUUCUUCGUGCAAAAUUAUAUUUUUCCAAAUUGAUGGGUCCUGAGGCUAAUGCCAAGACUGUGUUUUUGGUUAAAAACAUUCUUUCCCGACACUACGUUCAUCUUGAGAGAUCCCCUUGGAAAGGACUUCCUGAACUGACCAAUGAGAAUGGCCAGUACUGUCCGUUCAGCUGUGAAACACAAGCCUGGUCAAUUGCUACUGUUCUUGAAACACUUUAUGACUUAUAGUUGAUUGAUGGAUAUGUAUUAAGUAUGCAGUCACUUAAGUUAUGGAGUGCAAGGUCAAAAUAUAAUGUAAAUGUUUUAUAUGCACAGGCUUGAAUCAUUUAAAAAAAAUCUUAUUCACAGGAUAUUGAUACCCAGUUAGGUAAGACUUCAAAAGCAUUGGUCUUUCUUUUGUUCUUUUUUAUUACUGUACAGUGGUAGCUUUUGAUUUGAAUCAGAAACAAAAACUAUCAUAACCAAAAGGAUGUUUUUCUUUUGAAUUCAGAAAGAAUUCUUGAAAUGCCUAGGAAUAAAGAGUUUGAUCCUGAGUUUGAAAAAAGAAAAAUCAUGUAACCUACUGUACAUAAGUAAAAAUGAAAUAUGAGAAUGUAAUAAUGAAAGAAAUGGAAAAGUAUCUUCAAAUUGUGGUAUUAUAUUUCUUUAGUAAUAAUACAUGCAGAAUAUGCUAUAGUUAACUAAUGUUCUCUCACCUUUUACUGUAUUAUUCCUAGCACCUUCCACACUGCAUUUGAUAAAUAGUAACCAAAUAUUGAAUCACGGGAGUAUCUAUCUACAAUGUUAUGUUCAGAAAUGGAGCACAGAUGUUCACUGUGUGCUUUUAUUUCACUAAUAUAUUAAUAUGUUUUUAAUAUAAUGAAUGCCAUAAUUUUAUGUUAAUGAUGCAUACAUAGGAUGUAUGGAAAAAAACAAGCAUUUAAGAAUUUAUUUUCUAAAAAGUUUUAUAAAAUUAAUCUUGAGUUCCUGUUUCCUACUAUGAGAUGGUUUACAUUCUCAAAAUGCAUUUGUUGGUCAUAUUUAUGAGAACUUUGAAGAAAAACAUGCUAAAUUAAUUUUUCUAAAACUUAUUUUUGGUUUAUGUGUAAAAAUGUAUUGAUGGGUCAGAGUGGAUGCUAGUUUCCUAUUAACUGAAAGCUACAUAAGCUUAGCAUUGAGAACAAUCUUAAUAUAGUAAAAAUAUAUGAAUUUAGUAGUUAUCUUGAAAUCAGUAGAAUCAUUUAAAAAGUUUUUCAUGACGAUAAUUCUGAAGUCAUAAAAGGAAAUAGGUUUUUAACAUUUAUAUGAGUUGAUAUUUUUGAAUAAUACUUUAUUCUCCAGAUGGAAUUUUUAUCAUCUUACUGUUCUUGUCUCAAGAAAACACUUAAAUAAGACCACUGUACUUUUAGUUGAAAGAAAAUAGUUGCAAAAAUUAUUUCAUUACUAUUUAAUAUUAUUCAGUUGUAUAUUUAUAGUUAAUAAAAUAAUGGUACUGUAACACUUUUCUUGGUUAAAGGUCACAUACCCAACCAUCUUCAGUAUGACUAAGAAAUAAAAAUAAGAAAAGCAAGUAACUUAAACUUCUAGGUAGCAAAAAUAUAUGAAUACUUUAAGAUGUCAGAUUCCCACAUUCAAAAGCUCUUACAACUUAAUGUGUCCUGCACACCCUUCUUCAAAGCUGACCCUACUUUAGAGAUAGUUUUAACAGCUUACUUUUUUGGUUUCCCAACCUAAAGCAGAUUAAAUCCUACAAAUUUAGUCGUCUGGUCACUAUCUAUAAACGCAUCGGUAUCCAAAUGUCCCUUCCUUCUUCAUUGCUCAAUGUAUAAAUUUUCUAACCUUUGCAGUUACAAGGAAUGACCUACCUUGAGGGAGUGAACCAUUAGUCAUCAAAGAUUUUUUGCAGUUAUGUUGCUCUACCUUAACCUCUUAUAUUAAAUGUGGUAAGAAAAAUAACUGAAAACCAAUGUAUUUAAUGAAAUUAAAUAAUAGCUGAUAGUUAAAUGGGAUGGAUGGAUGGAUAGAUAGAUAAACAGAUAGACAGAUAGAUAAAAAGUUGACAAUUUCUAAAACAUAGCCAUAUUGGGUUGAAGGGCAAUUACCCACCUCAGUAAUUUUUAAGGGUAUCAUGUUGUACUAGAAAAUUAAGUGGUUGAUACUCCAAUAAGGACUAUUAGGGAAAGAACAUUGUGAUUAUCUGCAUGGUCUGUUUUAAAGUUUAAGAAAGCAUGUUAGAUAUUAUUUCAUCAAAAGUAGUUAAAAUAACAGUUUUAGACUUUAGAGGGAUAAAUGUCAUUUGAAAAACACCUAAAUAAAAUGCUUCAUUCCUGAGUGAUGUUGGAUGAGGUACCAUUAUAUUACAUUUUGGUGAUGGUUCUGUGCCUUGGUUUUUCACUAAUCCAGAUCAACCUUACUCUUUAACAUGAGAAGUAAGUUUACCAGUAUAACCAAUAUGCUGUGAUAAUUUAAUAAGUUUCAAAGAUAGUUGAGGAAACAUGAGACCUGUCAUCAUAUCUGUGGACAUUAUAACCUAGUGAAUUGUAAUUCAUUUCCAAUAUAUCUUCAACUGCUAUAUCUAGUUUAAAAAUGUCAUUUUUAUGUCUGUGUGCCAAGAAAAUAAAAAUC